AUGGCCGCCAAUCUCAGCUUCUCAUUCUCUGAACAAUGUCCCAUCGCGAAGUAUCUCUUUCCUCUUUUUUCGAAUCUGGAUUGCAAUCAGCUUUCGGAACUGAGUCGCGAAUGCUUUGCGAUCUCUCCGGUGCUAUUGUCGGUGGCGGAAUCGCAUCAGGACAGGAUUCCUGACGAUCGCGAUUUCCAUCGAGCAUCCGACAGAGUCUCGACAGCAUCUGUUCCAUCGAGUCGAUUCUCGAGCACUAUUUCUCUAGGUUGCUUGUUAUUUCAAGGGAUAGUGAAGAAAAUCGAUCUUUAUGGGAAACUGAAUGGGCAUGGGGGAUGCGUGAAUGUAGUGGAGUUCAACUCCACCGGUGAUAUGCUUGUUUCGGGUUCUGAUGAUCGACAAAUAAUGAUAUGGAACUGGUUGGAUAGAAGCAGAACAUUGUCAUAUCCCUCUGGCCAUUGUGACAAUGUUUUCCAGACUAAGAUCAUGCCAUUAACAGAUGACCAGAAAAUAGUAACUUCUGUUGUCGAUGGACAAGUAAGACUUGGUGAAGUAUUGGAAAAUGGUCAAGUCAAGAUAAAAAGACUAGGGAGGCACCAUGGUCGCAUAUACAAGCUAGCUGUAGAGCCAGGAAACCCUAACAUAUUCUACAGCUGCGGCGAAGAUGGUUUCGUUCAGCACUUUGAUCUAUGAAGCAACACUGCCACAAUGCUCUUAUACUGCCUUCCCUUCAGCAAAGGCUGCAGGAAACAUCCGAGCAGGUUAAGACUAGAUGCCAUUGCAAUAAACCCGAGAAAGCCUCACUAUUUCUCAGGGGGUUCUGAUGAAUAUGCUCGAGCCUACGACAUCAGGAAAUGCCAAUGGGCUCCUCCUGUGUGUCGCCAAAACAAUCCGGACAAAACCCGUCAAACCUUUUGUCCGCGUCACAUCCGAGAAACCAGCAACAUUCACAUCACGGGUUUGGCGUAUUCAAAGGCGGGUGAACUGCUCGUCUCCUACAACGACGAGCUCAUAUAUCUGUUUAAAAAGAACAUGGGUUUAGGUUGCUCGCCGACAUCCCUCCCUCCUAAUAGAUUGCAAGAAAUGGAAGAAUCGGAAGUGUACGAAGGUCACCAGAAUGCAAAGACCGUUAAAGGAGUAAACUUUUUCGGCCCAAAUGAUGAAUACGACAUGGGCGGUUCAGAAUGUGGGCAUAUAUUUGUGUGGAAGAAGAAGGGAUGGAGGCUUGUUCGGGCAAUGGCGGGAGAUAGGUGUGUGGUGAAUCAGGUUGAGCCACAUCCGUACAUACCAGCUCUUGCUACCUGCGGGAUUGAGGCGAACGUUAAGCUCUGGGCUCCGAUGUCAAAUGAUAUUCCUUCUCUACCAGUAGAUAUUGAUAAGAUUAUGGGAUCGAACAGAGUGGGGAGAGAGGGCCAGUCGAGGGUGACACUUACACCCGAUGUGAUCAUGCAUGUCCUCCGGCUUCAGAGACGUCAGACUCUGUUUUACGUCGAGAGAAGAUACGACGGACCUUAUUCGGAUACCGACGAUGCCCGUUUCGUGGCGGGUUUGGUCGGAUAUGACGAGUCCUCCAGAGACUGCAACAUUAGUUAA
Molecule: messenger RNA, 1581 nt
Organism: Tarenaya hassleriana
Lineage: Eukaryota; Viridiplantae; Streptophyta; Magnoliopsida; Brassicales; Cleomaceae
Product: DDB1- and CUL4-associated factor 8
Cellular component (GO): Cul4-RING E3 ubiquitin ligase complex; cytoplasm
Molecular function (GO): protein binding
Source: RefSeq, a predicted model, not a curated record